AUGCCUGCCUCUAGAAUCCCGUCGUCUCGUUCUUCCCAGAAGAAGGUGUCCAUUAAUGGACUCGCUCGUCAUAUCGAACAGCUUGUUGACAAGGAGGUAGAGAAAUCUCGUCAAUUGGAGGAGGAGGAGGAAAACUUGAUGCGGGAGAUUGCGGUUCUUCAUAACCGUCUGAUCCGUACUCACGAGCAGAAAAGACAUUCGUUGCGUCGACAGAAGGAGUAUUUUGAUCGCGGGAUGGCGGAUCUUGCGGAGGAGAUGAAUAGUGGGAGCGAGCUGUCUAAUGGCGACGUCUUCGUCGUUGAGGGUUCCGGUGAGCCCGACUGGGUGCAGGAGCUGAAUGCGAUGUCUCCUGGCUCUCUGGAACAGCUGGCGGUUUCGGUCAGUCAGGGUUCUGACGGUGCCAAUCCUCAAUCUCUUUCUUGA
This is a messenger RNA of Sordaria macrospora k-hell, 423 nucleotides long. NCBI's taxonomy places the organism in Eukaryota, Fungi, Ascomycota, Sordariomycetes, Sordariales, Sordariaceae. The record is from RefSeq and is a predicted model, not a curated record.